Messenger RNA from Ostrinia nubilalis (European corn borer), 4097 nucleotides. It is a transcript of the gene mib1, whose product is annotated as E3 ubiquitin-protein ligase mib1. Gene Ontology annotation, molecular function: protein binding; zinc ion binding; ubiquitin-protein transferase activity. The transcript has 21 exons. The coding region runs from base 50 to 3586 and encodes 1178 amino acids. Gene Ontology annotation, cellular component: cytoplasm. NCBI's taxonomy places the organism in Eukaryota, Metazoa, Arthropoda, Insecta, Lepidoptera, Crambidae. The record is from RefSeq and is a predicted model, not a curated record. Gene Ontology annotation, biological process: Notch signaling pathway; protein ubiquitination; endocytosis.
GUGUAGUCGUCGAAAUUCUGAUCAAAAUAAGAAAAAUACCAACAAAAUAAUGGAAGCUAGCGUUUCUGGGUCUACUACGUCUUCUAGAGCUACCAGGUUUAUGAUGGAAGGGGUUGGAGCUCGUGUAAUAAGAGGGCCAGAUUGGAAAUGGGGCAAACAGGACGGCGGUGAGGGUCAUGUUGGCACGGUUCGUAAUUUCGAAUCUCCUGAAGAAGUAGUGGUAGUGUGGGAUAAUGGAACUGCAGCAAACUAUCGAUGUUCAGGAGCUUAUGAUUUACGUAUAUUGGACAGUGCACCCACUGGUGUUAAACACGAAGGCACCAUGUGCGACACGUGUCGACAGCAGCCAAUUUUUGGUAUCCGCUGGAAAUGUGCUGAAUGCAGUAAUUAUGAUCUUUGUUCAGUGUGUUAUCACGGAGAUAAACAUCAUUUGCGUCACAGGUUUUAUCGCAUCAGUGCACCAGGAGCUCAGAGGUGCCUUGUUGAGCCUAGAAGGAAAAGUAAAAAACAAGCUAUCAGAGGCAUUUUCCCUGGAGCCAGGGUUGUCAGAGGGGUGGAUUGGCAAUGGGAAGACCAAGAUGGUGGUAAUGGCAGGAGAGGCAAAGUGAAUGAAGUCCAGGACUGGUCAGCUGCCAGCCCUCGCUCAGCUGCGUAUGUUGUUUGGGAUAAUGGUACAAAGAACUUAUACAGAGUUGGGUUUGAGGGAAUGGCAGAUCUCAAGGUUGUAAAUGAUGUAAAAGGUCAGAAUGUUUAUAAAGAACAUCUACCAUUGUUGGGAGAACUAGGCCCAGGGCGUACUGGGCCACAUGGUCUACAAGUUGGAGAUCAAGUGAAUGUAGACCUUGACCUUGAAAUAGUGCAGUCAUUGCAACAUGGUCAUGGGGGAUGGACUGACGGCAUGUUUGAGUGCCUUGGCUCAACUGGCACUGUUGUCGGAAUUGAUGAGGAUCAUGAUAUCGUGGUGACUUAUGCCAGUGGUAACAGGUGGACCUUCAAUCCUGCUGUGUUGACUAAGGUGUGCAGCGGUAACCUGAGCGCGUCGACUUCGGCCGGCGGCGCGGCGGGUGGGGGCUUCGCGGUGGGUGAUCUUGUGCAGGUUUGCGCGGACCAGGAACGCGUUAAAGCGCUGCAGCGAGGCCACGGGGAGUGGGCCGAGGCUAUGGCACCAACUCUCGGCAAAAUCGGGCGCGUGCAACAAAUAUAUCACGACAACGACCUUAAAGUAGAAGUGUGUAACACGUCAUGGACCUACAACCCGAAUGCUGUCACUAAAGUCGCCUCAUCUGAUGGAAGCAUUCCGGGAAACUCGUCAGGCGAGCGUCUCUCGGCCCUUCUGAAGAAGCUGUUUGAAUCCCACGUGACGGGAGACGCCAACGAGGAACUAGUGAAGGCGGCCGCUAACGGCGACGCCGCGCGAUGUGCAGAGAUACUUGCGCGCACUGACGGUGCACAUGCUGACGUCAAUGGUGUCUAUGGCGGACACACUGCCCUGCAGGCUGCCGCUAACGGCGACGCCGCGCGCUGCACAGAGAUACUUGCGCGCACUGACGGUGCACAUGCUGACGUCAAUGGUGUCUAUGGCGGACACACUGCCCUGCAGGCAGCCGCCCAGAACGGCCACGUGGAAGUGAUUCGAACAUUAGUGGAAGUGGGCGCCGAGGCUGAUGCUGAAGACCGCGACGGUGACCGAGCGGCGCAUCACGCGGCUUUUGGCGAUGAGCCCGCAGCGCUGCGAGCGUUAGCCGCCGCCGGCGCAGACCUGAACGCAAGGAACCGCCGAAGGCAAACGCCGUUGCAUAUAGCAGUCAAUAAAGGCCAUUUGGGAGUCGUCCGGACGCUGUUACAACUGGGGGUCCAUCCUAGUUUGCAGAACCACCCACAUGCCUUAGCCGCCGCCAGCGUAGACCUUAACGCAAGGAACAGCCGAAGGCAAACGCCGCUGCAUAUAGCACUCAAUAAGGGCCAUCUGGGUGUCGUCCGGACGCUGUUACAACUGGGGGUCCAUCCUAGUGCCGCCGACGCCGACUUGAACGCAAGGAACCGCCGAACGCAAACACCGCUGCAUAUAGCAGUCAAUAAAGGCCAUUUGGGUGUCGUCCGAACACUGUUACAACUGGGGGUCCAUCCUAGUUUGCAGGAUUCAGAAGGAGAUACACCGUUACAUGAUGCCAUUUCUAAGAAACGAGAUGACAUGUUAUCUAUGCUACUGGAGCAUGGUGCUGAUAUGACUCUCACAAACAACAACGGUUUCAACGCGCUCCAUCACGCUGCUCUACGAGGCAAUCCAAGCGCCAUGAAGAUAAUGCUGAGCAAGCUGCCCCGGUCGUGGAUAGUGGACGACGCUAAAGACGACGGAUACACCGCACUGCACCUGGCGGCGCUCAAUAACCACGCUGAGGUGGCAGAGCUGCUAGUACGCGGUGGAGCACGACCUGACCUGCAGAAUGCCAAUCUGCAGACUGCACUACACCUCGCCGUGGAGCGUCAGCACACGCAGAUCGUGCGCCUGCUCGUCGCACACGGGGCUGACCUCAACAUCUGCGACAAGGACGGCGACACCCCCUUGCACGAGGCGCUACGCCACCACACGCUACAGCAGCUGAGGCGGUUACAAGACGCUCGCGACACGGCGCUGCUCACUGGCCUCGCGCACACGCACGACAAGAAGUCCUCGGCUUCCAUCGCGUGCUUCCUCGCAGCACACGGGGCUGACCUCACCGUUAAAAACAAGAAAGGUCAAACGCCUCUCGACCUGUGCCCGGACCCGAACCUGUGCAAGACGCUGACGACGUGCCGCAAGGAGGGCGCCACCGCCACCUGCGACGCCACGCCCGACAGCGAGCAGAACUCGCUCAGCAUAGCGAGCGGCAGCGGAACUGCUACUGCAGCAGCGGCGGAGAUCAGCGUCCCGGAGGCGGCGGGCGGCGACCCGAUGGCGGACGAGUGCCUGGUGUGCUCGGACGCCAAGCGCGACACGCUGUUCCGGCCCUGCGGACACAUCUGCUGCUGCGCCGUCUGCGCCGCCAGGGUGAAGAAGUGCCUGAUCUGCCGCGCGUGCGUGACAUCGCGCUCGCUAGUGGGCGAGUGCGUGGUGUGCUCGGAGGCGCCGGCCACGGUGGUGUUCCGGCCGUGCGGUGACGUGGCCGCCUGCCGCGCCUGCGCGCCGCUCAUGCGCAAGUGCGUCGAGUGCCGCACGCCGCUGCAGCCGCCCGCACCCGUUGCAGCCGUCCCUGGGCCAGCUGCACCCGUUGUACCCGCCGCCGCCGCCUCGAUACAGCCCGCUAAGUUAGACGUGGACAAAGAGAGCGGCAGCAACCUGGCGCAGGUGCAGGUGAACAAGGGGCAGCCGGCGCCCGCGCAGGCCGCGCCGCACCACAUGAACAACGGCUCGCGCCCCGCCGACGUGCAGAAGCUGCAGCAGCAGCUGCAGGACAUCAAGGAACAGACUAUGUGCCCGAUCUGCCUAGACCGAUUGAAGAACAUGAUAUUCCUGUGCGGCCACGGCAUGUGCCAAAUGUGCGGCGACCGCAUCACCGUGUGCCCCAUCUGCCGCAAGCAAGUCGAAAAACGUAUAUUACUCUACUAGGAUACAUAAAAUUAUAUUGUACUGAUCUGUUUGACUGUUAUGUGGUGUCGUACUAUAAUUAUUGUUGGCGCGUGUCUUAUUAAAAAAAAGAGACAUCAAAAACUGGGAAAUCAGGAAAAUUCCUGUCAUAUAUCAGCUAAGUGGGUAGCACAAAAUUAAAAAAUAAUAUUAAAUAGGCGGACAACAUUUUGUAAUCAAACUUUAAAAUCCUUCUGUGCCAGAUUUUUAUAGCAACUUUAUACUUAUGCGAAGUCAAAGAAUUUAAUUCGAGCAAUCGGUCGUGGUAUCCCAGUAAAAUGUAAUGACAUGCCACAUACUUAGGUACCUAAAUUGAAUGUUAUUCCAACCAUUAAAUGAAAUUUAAUUAUUGCAUUUGGAAUCGCAAUCGCGAUGUAUGUUAUCGCUCGUUUUAUGCAUUUAUGUUGUAUACUUAUCUACAUUUACCUAAUUACUGUAGUAUUAUCAUUUAAAAUUAAGCCUUAUGAAUAGAUUUAUAUAUCUACAUAUAGUU